Ilex paraguariensis (yerba mate) is the source of this 2391-nucleotide messenger RNA. The record is from the annotation of a GenBank genome assembly. NCBI's taxonomy places the organism in Eukaryota, Viridiplantae, Streptophyta, Magnoliopsida, Aquifoliales, Aquifoliaceae.
AUGCCAACCCUCUCUCUACCGGAUGCUUUUGGGGUCAUGCUUCGAGGAUUGCAGGGCAAACAAAAACGAAAUAAUCGCAAAGUAAAGGAUAAAGGAAGGGAUGAAAAUCCUGGUGUAAUAUCACUAGACAAGCCUGAAGAAAGUGCUAGUACUGAAAGAAAAGUUAUCUUGACCGAGGAGGCAGAACCAGUAAUGGAAAAGCCUGAAACACUUGAAGAUGUUUCUGAUGUGUCUGAUUCAGUAGAUUGUGCCAGUGAAAUACUCCAGCCUGAUUCAGAAGAUAGAGAUGCUAGUCCUGUUAAUUGGGAUACUGACACAUCAGAAAUUAAUCCUCCCAUGGAAGCUGGUGGCAGUGGAAUAAGUGGCCUUUCAGCUGUGCAAAAUGGAACUGGAGGAAGGAAAGGUCCAUCUGUAAUGGAUGAUAGUUCAUCGUCGUGUUCCACAGACUCAGUACCAUCUGUUGCAAUGAAUGGGUCCUAUAAAGGGUAUUUACUUCCAAAUCAACCAAGCCAAAAAUCACCUGGCAGAGGGAACCAGCGUGGCAAGGCUACUAACGAAUUAACUGGUUGGGGUAGUGAAUUGCAUAGUCAACCAUUUGAAACUGCCUCUGAUGUGGGGCAGUCAAGUGAUGUAUCUGGAAGUUGUGAGGUGGCUGAAUCUGAGUCUCAGGCAUUGCAGGAACGGAUAAAGUGGCUUGAGCACCAUGUAGUGAAGAAGGAGGAGGAAGUUGUUUCUCUACAAAGAAAACUAUGUGUUAAAGAUGAGGUUGAUAUAGGAAGACAACCAACAGAAAAGACAACAGGACUGCCAUCCCCUCCCAGGAGCCCUCCUAAAAAUCCCAAAUCCGCUGUUCAGCCAAAGUCAGAGUUGAAGAUCAGUGCUGCUAGCGACUCUUUUUCUGUUAGGCAACCAUCUUCAGAAAGCCUCAAACAAAAUGGUAAGACAGCCCCAGUGGUAAUUUCAGCAGAAAGCCAUAAAGCUGCGACUCCAAAACCAGCAGAAAAGCCCAUGGCACAGCAAGGACCUGUAACAAGCGGAAGGUCCAUGUUGCAUCAAGUGCCUGUCACAGUGGAGAAAUCCAUGGCACAGCAAGUGCCUGUCAUAGCAGAGAAGUCCAUAGCACAGCAAGUGCCUGUCAUGUCGAGGCCGUUAAGUGCACCUCUAAUUCCAGGACCCAGGCCAGCUGCCCCUGGUGUUACCAUGGUUCAGACACCACCAUUACUAGCACGUUCUGUGAGUGCAGCUGGUCGGUUGGGCCCUGAACCCUCAGCUGCAACCCAUAGUUAUGUUCCUCAGUCCUACAGAAAUGCUAUGAUGGGUGGUCCUGUUACUGCAUGUUCAUCUGGUUUCAUUCAGCCUCAUUCUCCGAGUUCAUCUGUUGAUUCUUCACACUCGUACACCCAACUGCCUACCAUGAUCUCUGCACCGGUGUUUUUACCACAGAGCUCUGAGAGAAUGGAACAAAACCCAAUCAAACCAAGCUUCUCAUAUGGAAUGGUACACCAUGACAUGCUGCAAAAUGGACUCCAAUGGAUGGAUGGCCCUCAACGAGAUAGCAGCAGAAGCAUGUACUAUGAUCCUUCUCCCGUGAUUGGUGGCAUUCAAAACUUUGACUUGUUCAAGCCUGUGCACAGCAGAUCCCAGGAUCACUUCCCUCCUGAGUUUUCACUGAGUGCAUCAGGUCGUCAGACCCAGAGUGUCUUGGGAGAUGAAUUUCCACACCUUGACAUUAUCAAUGACCUGCUUGAUGAUGAACAUGGAAUUGGGAAGUCAACCAGGGAAAAUACAGGCUUUCAGAGUUUCAGCAAUGGGCCUCAUCAGCUGAACCGGCAGCUCACUUUCCCCGGUGAUAUUGGCAUGUCAAGUGACCUGGGUCCAUCAACCAACUCUUGCAGGUUUGAACGAACUCGAAGUUACCGUGAUGAUGGCUUCCAACAUGGUUACGGCUCUUCUGGAGGUCAUUUUGACCCCCCGAGGGAUAUGAUCUCCCAAUCUAGUCCACGACCUUACGUGAAUGGGCAGAUUGAUGGGGUGAUUCCAAACCAGUGGCGAAUGGCUGGUUCUGAUCUCUCCUAUCUUGACACGAGGGCCACUGAUAGUAAUGGCUACGCGUAUCAUAUUCCAGAUUAUCCAAACCUGUCGGUUGGCGUCAAUGGUUAUACCCUGUUUCGACCUUCAAAUGGACAUUGAAAAGGGAUCUAUGAUGAAGCUUGCCCAUCAACUAGCAGGCUAUUGACUGUCGUAGUUAUUUAUUUGAGGGAAAUGUUGGGUCCUUAGAUUUGGAGUGAGGUUGUAACCCUUUGGGAAAAGUUACAUUUUGUAAAAAUGAUUCUCCCUUAUUUAUUUCCAGUUUUAGCUUUUGACAAAGGUUGCUUUGUCCCUGGUUUGGUG